Aureococcus anophagefferens is the source of this 1426-nucleotide messenger RNA. RefSeq lists its product as hypothetical. Lineage: Eukaryota; Pelagophyceae; Pelagomonadales; Pelagomonadaceae. The transcript has a single exon. Bases 20 to 1375 code for a protein of 451 amino acids. The record is from RefSeq and is a predicted model, not a curated record.
GCCUCUUCGCGCGUUCCCGAUGCCCAGCAAAACCAAAGCAACCCAGCCAGCUAGCUCCACGACUCCCACACCUCGCAAAGCGACCAUGCCCGCCACGUUGCACGUCUUCGACUUCUCGACCCUCCUCGGCGACGAGCUCCUCUCCAAGGACGGCCCCCGGCCCACGGCCAGCGCCCUCAAGGACGUCGACGUCGUCGCCCUCUACUUCUCCGCCCACUGGUGCCCGCCCUGCCGGGGCUUCACGCCCCAGCUGGGCGCGUUCUACGAGCGGCACAAGGCCGCGAAGAACUUCGAGCUGGUCUUCGUCUCGAGCGACAAGUCGGAGGACGAGUUCGCGUCCUACUACGGCGAGCAGGCGCCGUGGCUCGCGUUGCCGUACGCCAACCGCGCCGCGAAGAACGCGCUCAAUAAGAAGUACAAGGUCUCGGGCAUCCCGACGCUCGUGCUCCUCGACGCGAAGACGGGCGCUUUGAUCACGUCCGACGGCCGCUCCGACGUCGCGAACGACCCGGAAGCCGCCAAGUUCCCCUGGAAGCCGCCGACGCUGCGCGAGACCCUCGCGGGCCUGCCGCCCCUGGCGACCAAGAAGGGGCCCAAGACCGUCGAGGUCGCCGACGUCGCCGGCCCGCUCCUGGUCUACUUCUCCGCGCACUGGUGCCCGCCGUGCCGCGGCUUCACGCCGCAACUCGUCGCCUUCUUCUCCGAGCUCAAGGCGGCCCACCCCGACGCGUCCAUUGUGUUCGUCUCGAGCGACAAGGGCGAGGCCGAGUUCGACGCCUACUUUGCGGAGAUGGGCGACGACUGGUACGCGUUGCCCUACGCGGCGCGCGACGACAAGGCCGCGCUCUCGAAGCACUUCGACGUCUCGGGCAUCCCGAGCCUCGUGCUCCUCUCGGCGCCCGGUGCCGACGGAAACCGUGACGUCGUGACGACGUCCGCGCGGGGGCUCGUGGCCGAGGCGGUCGUCGAGGGCUUCCCCGAGAGCUGGAAGCCGAAGCCCUACGCGGACCUGUCCAAGGGCGUCGAGUGCAACGGCUCCGACGUCAACGAGACCCGGUCGCUCGUCGUGCUCGCCGACGGCAUGGACGACAGCGCCGGCGCCGUCGCGGCGCUCAAGGAGGCGGCGGCGAAGGCGGAGGCGGGCCGGUCGGGCGACGUCGACGCGCUCUACUUCUUCGCGCCAAAGACCGAGGGGCCCGUGGCCCAGGUGCGCAAGCUCUGCGGCCUGCCCGCGGCCGCGCCCAAGGAGCCCCGGCUCCUCCUCCUCGACAUCCCGGACGGCGGCGCCUACUACGUCGCGGACGCCGCGGCCGUGACCGCGGACGCGAUCGCCGCGUUCCUCGCGGCCCCGGGCGCGCGCCGGCAGCUCGCGUGAGCCCCGAGGCGACGAGCGCCGCGCCGGCAGAGUACAGUCCUAGUUCCUACG